Molecule: messenger RNA, 2281 nt
Organism: Mangifera indica (mango)
Lineage: Eukaryota; Viridiplantae; Streptophyta; Magnoliopsida; Sapindales; Anacardiaceae
Product: AP2-like ethylene-responsive transcription factor AIL6
Exons: 10
Coding region: 458-2014 (518 amino acids)
Biological process (GO): regulation of DNA-templated transcription
Molecular function (GO): DNA binding; DNA-binding transcription factor activity
Source: RefSeq, a predicted model, not a curated record
CCCUCCCUACUUCCCUUUGUUUAUUAUUAUUAUUUAUCUCUUUACUUUCCCCCCGUAAAAACCUCUCUGGUUUUACGCUGCUUGCCUCUGAAACCGCUUAUAUCUCUUCUCAUUGUAACCCAACGUCAUUUGUUUCUUUUCUUCUUUCUUUCAUGUUGCUCUCUCACUCUAAUCUAACUUAACCUCUUUUCACUUCUCGCUCUCUUGCAUGCAUUGUGCCUUCUUCUUCUUCUUCUUCUUUCUUCACUGCCUUUAAACUUCAAAGAUAAUAAUGACACAUAAUAGUUAACUCAUUAACCACCGAAGCUUCGUGAUUAUCGCAUAGUGUUUGCUGUUUUGAAUAAGUAACGUAUUUUUUUUUUUUUUCAAAGAUUUUGGAGAGAGGAAAACUAAGCAAGACUGUGUAUGCAAGUAUAUAUACGUAUAUAUAUAUAUAUAAAUAUUAUAUAUAUACUUGAUGGCUCCGGUGACUGACUGGCUUUCGUUUUCACUUUCUCCAAUGGAGAUGUUGAGGUCAUCAUCAUCUGACUCGCAGUUUUUAAACUAUGACGGUUCUUCACCUGCGCCUCACUACUUCAUCGAUAACUUCUAUCCUAAUGGGUGGGCAACCCCCAAAUCUCAAGUGUUAUUUUCUGAGAGUAAUAACGGUGAAGUUAAAGAAUUUGUACCAACAGGCAUGGUGGAUUCAACUCUUUUACCAACCUAUAAUAUCCACCCGCAAUCCCACACUCACCCAGUACCAAAACUGGAGGACUUUCUUGGCGAUUCUUCGUCAAUAGUUCACAGCCAAACUGAAACCCAGGACUCGUCCUUGACUCACAUCUACGAUCAUAGCUCGGCCUCUGCUUUUUUCAACGAUCAUCAAGAUCUCAAAGUAAUUACUGGGUUUCAAGCCUUUUCGGCUAACUCGGGAUCAGAAGUUGAUGACUCAACUUCUAUGGGUAGAACCACGACUCAGCUUGCUGGUGCCCAGUUCAUGACUCACUCUAUUGAGUCCGCUGGGAGCGAGUUGGGCUUCAGUAAUUGUCCUUCUAAUGGCGGUUUAUCCCUCGGGGUUGAAAGUAAUAAUAAAAAUAAUAGUACUAAAACCAAUAUCAAGAACUGCUCCAAUGAGAAAGCGGUUGUUUCGAUUGAUUCUGAUUCAACCAGAAAGGUAGCUGAUACUUUUGGUCAAAGGACUUCGAUUUACAGAGGAGUCACUCGGCACAGGUGGACUGGCAGAUACGAAGCGCAUCUUUGGGAUAACAGCUGUAGAAGAGAAGGUCAGGCGAGAAAAGGGCGUCAAGUGUACCUGGGUGGAUAUGACAUGGAAGAUAAGGCAGCCAGGGCAUAUGAUUUGGCAGCUCUGAAAUAUUGGGGUCCUACAGCAACCACCAACUUUCCCGUAUCAAAUUACGUGAAAGAGUUGGAGGAGAUGAAAAAUGUGACCAAGCAGGAAUUCAUUGCCUCUUUAAGGAGGAAGAGCAGCGGUUUUUCUAGGGGAGCCUCCAUAUACAGGGGUGUUACAAGGCACCAUCAGCAGGGUCGUUGGCAAGCAAGGAUUGGCCGUGUUGCUGGCAACAAAGACUUGUACCUUGGGACAUUUGCUACUGAAGAGGAGGCAGCAGAAGCAUAUGAUAUAGCAGCUAUCAAGUUUCGUGGAGCAAAUGCUGUGACCAAUUUUGAGAUGAGCCGAUAUGAUAUUGAUGCUAUUGUGCAGAGUACUCUUCCGAUUGGUAGUUCUUCCAAGCGCACGAAGCUCUCACUUGAAACUGAGCACAAACCAACUCGGAACCAAAAUCUGCAACUGCAGUGUAGCAGCAGCAUAAACGUUGCUCCUCUUCAUCCAGCUAAUCCAAUCCCUUGUGGAAUCCCUUUUGAUUCACUUUAUCAGCAAAACUUCUGCCAAAACUUCCAAACUGCCCACUUCGGCACAGUGAGCUCUCAUAGCUCAGCCACACCCCUGGCAACCCCAAUAGCCUUCUUGUCCCAACCAUCUGAGAUCUAUUUCUGGUCUAACCCCCAAUCUUAUUAAGAAGUUUUAACUCCACCAUAGAUGGAAUUCAGCUAACAAUAGCAGCAGUUUUUUUAAUCCUUCAAGCUGACUGGUGCACUCUGUCUCACCCCAUAUCUAGCUCGUAACCUUUUGAAGUAGUAGUAGGAAAGAGGGUAGGGUUUAUUUGAUGCCAUGGUUGUAGUAACGCAAGUAGGAAGUUGGCUUCUGUAAUCUUGUUACUUAUCGUCUUUUUGAACAGGCAUCGAUUUAGCUGCUAUGAAAAUUAUGAGUACUUUCUUAGAUCCU